UGCUUACGAGGUGCUUAGGAGGUUUCGAUCGUCAAGGGUCAAAAACAAAAAAUGACAUUACCUACGCAAGUACAACUCGGAACCAUAAAAAGCAUAACGCCUCACCUAGCACAGAAGGUUGAAAAAUGAAAAAAGCCAGUGUUCGUGAGACUGAGGUGUUCUGUUUUUUCUUUUCCAGCUGACCUCCCAGCAUCCUUAUGCCGAAGUUUUCAUCGGCCAGCCGCACGUCUGGACUGUUGACCUCGAUAAUCAGGAGGAGGUGGAGGAUGCCGUGAAAGCAAUUUUAAGUCAGAAGAUUGAGCCGUACAUGCCAUAUGAAUUCACAUGCGAGGGGGUACUACAGAGAAUCAACGCUUUCAUCGAAAAACAGGACUUCUGCCAUGGGCAAGUGAUGUGGCCGCCCCUGAGUGCCCUGCAGGUAAAGCUUGCUGAGCCCGGGCAGUCCUGCAAGCAGGUGUGUCAGGAGAAACAGCUCAUCUGUGAGCCUUCCUUCUUCCAGCAUCUCAACAAGGACAAGGACUUGCUGAAGUACGAGGUGACCUGCCAAAGCUCAGAGAUGGCCAAGGACAUCGUGGUGCCCUCCUUCGACCCCAAGAACAAGCACUGUGUGUUUCAGGGUGACCUCCUGCUGUUCAGCUGUGCCGGCGCCCAUCCCAGGCACCGGAGGAUCUGCCCCUGCCGGGACUUCAUCAAGGGCCAGGUGGCUCUUUGUAAAGACUGUCUCUAGCAGCGACCAGCUCGUCCCCGCACGCACUCUCCUGGGGAAGACGGUGGCUCCAGCCCCACCGGGGCAAGGCCGAGCACCUUCAUGUGAAGAUAUGGAUGGAUGUAGAGAGACUCAAGACUUCUUUAGGAAGGUAGGAAUUUCCUAAAGCGGAGGGCGGGUUCCUUUCCUUCUUGUGGGCUUCAACAAAAAAAAUGGAAAACCAAGUUUUUAUAGCAAAAGGCCAAAUUAGCUGUCUAGUGUCCGAUGCAGAAAAAAACUACCCUAGCUUUCUUAGCACUUAGGGUUUUUGCGAGGAUUCAGUUUAGCAGUGAAUUAGCAGUGAAUUAGCAGUGUUUAGCAGUGUCUGGCAUAUAGUAAGCCCUAGUAAAUGUUAAAUAUUGUUGUUAUUCGCCUUUCAUAAAAUUCAAGAAAGAGCUGAGCUCACUUCCUAUCAUUGAUUCAGAAGUAGUACCUACAGGAGAAUACUCCAAGUUGAUGGCAUGUUGUAGGACGUAGUGGUGGAAGACACCUGAGUCCUGUGUCCACCCUGCUGGUUAAAAUGCACUGACUGGAAAAUAUGCCUGACUUCAGCCCCAGAUGGAACUGGGCCACAAGAAUUAGCAAACUGAACAUAAGAGGAUGACCUCUGGCCACAUGCUGGACCGCACCCCACUCUUAUCUUCUGGACCCUUCCAGGGUUUUUCUUUGCAGAACUUGGUGAGCUGGAAAUUAAAAUGAAUUCUCUGACAGACUGUCCCCUUAAAGUUACCCAUCUUCCUCAGAAAUGCAAUGAUAGAGGCGUUUCUGUUUUUUAUUGAAGGGGAAAGGAAUGACCAAUUGAACUUAAUCGCUCCCCCAGGAAGCCCCUUCUGGCGCCCCCUGCUGGCCAGGGUGGCUCCUGCACUGUCCAGUCCAAGAGGAUUAGGCUCCCAGGCUGGUUAGUUGUCACGUUUCUCUCACAUUAAAGGUUAUUCUAUGGGGGUGGCGGGGGCGUCUUCAGAGCUCCAAGAGGCUGCUCGGGGCUUAAUGAUGUUUCCCCAGAUCACCUGAAUGUCAGUUUGUGUUUUUGGUUUUUUUUUUUCCGGGGGUGGGGGUUGGUUUCAGCCUCUUGCUUCCCUAGAUAGGUUUAGAAUUUUAUCUCCUCUCCUAUCUUGGCCCUAUUCUGCAUAGAUUGCAUUUGUGGAACAUGGAGGAAUAUGUUGGAGUCCGGUGUCUUUUUCAGAUCCUUUGGAUUCUCUUCAACUGAAUCAGCAGUCAUUUAAGAUUGGAAUUUACCUUCUUCAAAGCAUCAUUUCCUCUAUUUUUCCCAGAUCUUGUGGAGCCUUCAGAUUACCCCCCAGCCCCCUGCAUCCGGUGAGGCACGGCAAAGGGACGCAAGGGCAGCCGUGCGUCGGGCAGUGCCCUGUCUGGGUCCAUGGGGGCAAGGGUGCUCCUGGAGGCUCAGAGCCUUUGCGGUGCUGGAGGGCUCCCUGGGCCAGCCAGCCAGAAACCUAGCACAGGCAGCCCCCUCUGGCACAGCUGAGAUGGAGCACACGUGGGACGCCUUUGCUCACCGGCCUGCCCGGGUAUGAACAGGACGAACAAGAGCAGAACAGUCUAUGCCAAAGGAGACGGUGACGUCCUUUCUGCUGUAGUUGCUGUCACAGCCUUGAUGUCUGUAAGCUAAUGGCCAUUCGCGUCUGUGUCUUCAGCCAGCUCCUGGUACAACCAUUUUCUACUGUUCACUUCUGGGGUUAAGUAGUGCAGGAUUCUGCAAAUAAGGUGUUGCUGUCAGAUGUACUGUACCGGCGUAGAGAGCACUGCUUUGUUUUCCACUGUUGUAGAGAAAACUAGGGAGAACUUUAUUUUUCAAUAAACUUUUCUUGUGUGACAGAUGGAAGUGA
Physeter macrocephalus (sperm whale) is the source of this 2589-nucleotide messenger RNA. It is a transcript of the gene MGAT5, whose product is annotated as alpha-1,6-mannosylglycoprotein 6-beta-N-acetylglucosaminyltransferase. The record is from RefSeq and is a predicted model, not a curated record. Gene Ontology annotation, molecular function: alpha-1,6-mannosylglycoprotein 6-beta-N-acetylglucosaminyltransferase activity. NCBI's taxonomy places the organism in Eukaryota, Metazoa, Chordata, Mammalia, Artiodactyla, Physeteridae. Gene Ontology annotation, biological process: protein N-linked glycosylation. Gene Ontology annotation, cellular component: Golgi apparatus. The transcript is spliced from 5 exons. Bases 308 to 727 code for a protein of 139 amino acids.